GGGGAGGCGGGGUCAAAGUUUGGAAACUUUGUGUUCCCCGGCGAGGAGGAGCCGAAAGCGACUCUGAACUUGCCUGUUGGUUAAUAAAAUGGAUGAACAGCCACAAGGCAUGCAAGGCCCACCAGUUCCACAGUUUCAGCCACAGAAAGCUUUACGACCGGACAUGGGCUACAAUACAUUAGCCAACUUUCGAAUAGAAAAGAAGAUUGGGCGUGGACAGUUCAGUGAAGUUUACAGAGCUACCUGUCUUUUGGAUGGGGUACCUGUAGCUUUAAAAAAGGUUCAGAUAUUUGAUUUAAUGGAUGCCAAAGCUCGUGCUGACUGCAUCAAAGAAAUUGAUCUCCUUAAGCAACUGAAUCAUCCAAAUGUAAUUAAAUAUUAUGCUUCAUUCAUUGAAGAUAAUGAAUUAAACAUCGUUUUGGAGUUGGCAGAUGCCGGUGACCUGUCUAGAAUGAUAAAGCAUUUUAAGAAGCAAAAGAGAUUGAUUCCUGAAAGGACGGUUUGGAAAUAUUUUGUUCAGCUCUGCAGUGCAUUGGAACAUAUGCAUUCUCGGCGAGUCAUGCAUCGAGAUAUAAAGCCAGCUAAUGUGUUUAUUACGGCCACCGGUGUAGUGAAACUUGGAGAUCUUGGACUUGGUCGUUUUUUUAGCUCCAAAACCACAGCCGCUCAUUCUCUAGUGGGUACACCUUAUUACAUGUCUCCAGAGAGGAUACAUGAAAAUGGAUACAACUUCAAGUCUGACAUCUGGUCUCUCGGCUGUCUACUCUAUGAGAUGGCUGCCUUGCAAAGUCCAUUCUAUGGUGACAAAAUGAACUUGUAUUCUCUGUGUAAGAAAAUAGAACAGUGUGACUACCCACCUCUUCCUUCAGACCACUAUUCAGAGGAACUUCGGCAAUUAGUUAAUAUGUGCAUCAACCCAGAUCCUGAGAAGCGGCCAGACAUAACCUAUGUUUAUGAUGUAGCGAAACGGAUGCACGCCUGUUCCGCCAGCAGUUAAAGUCGGGGCCUAUCAUGAAGAAUCAAACCUUAAAUAUUUUCAAGUAUUCUUGUGCAAAUUAUACCUCUUACCUUUUGUGUGUGUGUCUGUGUGUUAAGAUUAGCUUUUUAAGAACCGACUGAUGUGCUUUGAAUCCUUAACCAAUUUUCAUAUAAAUUUCUCUUUAUACCCAUUUUUAUUCUGCCCACUUGCUCAAAAUUUUUGGGGGGAAGAUACUGAUUGUAUAAGUGAUGGGAUGCAUUGGAUCCUGAAAGAUUAAGGAUUUUUUUUUCCAAUCAGUUUGGAGCUUUCCUAAUGAUCAAAUUAUAUUCAUCUAGAAAUCCAAGGCUAGUAUGCUGAAGUUGCAAUUGAAAUAUGAAACAAAUUGCUAUAAGCAAACUUUCUGAAAUUGCCUAUUCACUAUUAGCAAACUCGUUUUUGUAAUUAUUUUACUACACUUAAUUUAAAGGUGUGAGAUUUUGUUUUUCUCCACCCUUAGUUUAUAGUUUUUAAUUUAAAAUUUGCUUCUCAAGCUCUAUGUGGACAUAAACUAUUCAAAACUUCUUAGCUUCCAUUUUCAAAAUGCAGCUGAUAAAUGUGAAAAAAAGUUCUGGGACAAAAAUGUAAGUCAGACACUGAAGAGUUGCUAUAUUCUCUAUCUUGUCCUUGUCGUAGAAUGAUAUAAAUAGAUAUAGAUAAAUUGGUUAAGGAUUUAUCUGGCUUGUGUGAUAUUCAUUUUGCAAGUUGCACAUUGCUUCUUGUGUAUUUUCAUAGCUCUUUGUACAAUAUUUAAAAAUUAUUUGAAUAGCCUGGCAGUGCUGUAUUGAACUCCUUUAAAAUUUAAAUACAUUUUUAUCCAUAAGUACAUUGACAUAACUCUGCACUAUAAUGCAAGUAUGUUUUUACUCAUAUUUUUCUUGAUGUUAGAUCUCUCUCCUUCAGAAAUAUUUUUUAUAUCCUACUACAGUUGCCUUAUUUAUGUAAAAAUGUAUUUUAUUCUGUGAUACUUCAGUUGUGUAGUGUAUGUGCUGAUUGCCCUUUUAAAGUAUAUAUUCAGUUACCAAUAAUUCUCCUGUGUUGAACAGCAAGCUCUUUUACCAUUUAAUAUUAGUAAUUGUGGAUGUCUGAAUGAUUAUUUUGUUUCAAGGAGGAGAAAGGCCACGCCUUGUUCUGCACCUUUAAAUGUUGAUGGCAGUAGCUUAAAUUUCAUUUAAUUUUGAAUUGUACAUUUUCAGUGUGCUAAAAAAUAGUAGAUCCAGAAUUUUCCUGGAUUGUUGGAGAAUAUGGGAGACAAUUGAAAGUUUCCACUUAGGUAAAAAGGAAAACUGAACAUGAAGCAUGUAAAUGUGAGUAAAUCCUGAUAUACAUUUGAUUUAGAUCAAACUUCCACGAGUUUGAUCUACUAUAUAAAGAAGACAUUGCUCUCACAAAACUAUGACCUGGUGUAGCAUGUCAGCUGAUUUCGGAGGGAAUAAAUAGGAGAAUCUCCUGUUUUAUUAUAAUAGAAUUUUAUUUUACACACAUGUGGAUUAAUUUGCAACCAAUAAGUGCCACAUUUCCCGGUAAACGUGUAAAAUUUCAAAUCAGCUCACAUUCACAAACCGUUUAUCUGCCUAAAAUGUUUUACUUUUUUACAGUUUGGUUUAGGAAAUAUGAAUUUCAGUGUAGACUCCAUUCUAAAUUUUUUUCCUUUGCUGAUUUGAGUACCGAAUGUAAUUGUUUUCGUUUUGCCAUGCCUUUUAUGUUUUGCAGCCUUUACACUGAACAUCAUGGGAGUAUAUUGAGAAUUGUAAAUGGAAUUGUUGAGUUGACCGCUGAUGAAAUUCAUUUUUUAUUGUAGUAAAAUCUAUUCAGAUGAACUCUUCUAAGAUUGGUUGAAUCCGGAGCUCUUCCAUUUCUUGCAAGCUUUUUAAUGAUUUCUAGAUUGUUUAGAAAUCUGCAGAGAUUUCUUAUCUUGCCCAUACGUAGUGACUUCUAGUGUAAACCUUUUGGAUUGUGUUUUAUAAUCCGUCUGCUAGAAGGAAGCAGUAUAGAAUGGAGAUACCGAUUGCCACAGACCGUGAGAAUGUAGCAAAAGCUGUACGGUUGAAAUUACUUGCCUUCCCUUGGCUUCCAUUAAAUGUGCCUGCUAUUUUUCUGAAGAAACAACCCUGUUGAAAGAUAAAUUCUGAAAGGAAUACUUUUAAAGAUACUUAUGAAGCUGAUUUAAGAUUUGGUUUAAUUUCCGUAUGCCCUGUAAAAAUAUCCGUGACUCUCUAUUCUUCUUUAUUUUGGGACUGUAGUUUUGACUAAACGCAAACAGUUACGUUUAUUUUGGAAGUAAUAAAAAUCAAUGGUACAGCUGGUUCUACUACAAGUAUAGAUAUUGGUACCAGUUCCCCUAAAAAAAUAAAAAAAUUGGGGGUAGCAUUUUCUUUUAUACUAAGGUUUACGAAGGGUGAAGGAAGCUUGCCCCUAUUUAAAUAAAGUACUCAGCAAUAUGUAAUGAUUGUAAAUUUAGUAGAGACUAUUAUAAGUAUCUCAUGAAUACCUUACCUUUAAAAUAGUACCUAUUACAAAACACCAGAUUGUGCAGGUGUUGCCUUUAAUUGUACCACGAUAUUUAUUUUAACCAAAAUGUUAUUUGCAUUCAAUGUUUACUCUUUAAGAUGAAUGUAAUAUGUUUAUAACCGACAAAUGCAUAAUUAUUAUAUGACUCCUAUUUCAAUAGUACUGUACUAUGACCUGCCUUUGUGAAUUAUUUUACUUUGUUAUGCUUUAAAUGCACAUGCUAAAAAGAAUCAGUCUUGGAAACUGUAUAAUAACCUAAUAUAAAUAAAAAAUUUAAAAAUUA
Messenger RNA from Ornithorhynchus anatinus (platypus), 3809 nucleotides. RefSeq names its product NIMA related kinase 7 (gene NEK7). Gene Ontology annotation, biological process: protein phosphorylation. Gene Ontology annotation, molecular function: protein kinase activity; ATP binding. The record is from RefSeq and is a predicted model, not a curated record. Lineage: Eukaryota; Metazoa; Chordata; Mammalia; Monotremata; Ornithorhynchidae.